AUGGAUGAGGGACAUAGUGAAGAUGUGUACGCAAUCCAGAUGGUGGGGUGUAUCUUGGUCAGUGGCAGCAUGGACAAGACAGUCCGGAUCUGGGAUCUUCUGGCGCAGCGACUAGUUGCACCGCCUUUGCUGGGCCAUAACGGCGGGGUGCUUAGUCUCCAAUUUGACCCCAACCCAGGCCGGGACAUUAUCUUUUCCGGUGACACAAAUGGUCAAAUGAUCUGCUGGAAGUUCUCGACACGUACAAUGAUUGGGCGACUGACUGAUGCCCAUGCCGAUGCUGUGAUAACCAUGAAGAUGGACGGCGACCGUCUCACCACCGGUUCCGCAGAUGGAAUGAUUAAGCUGUGGCAACUGGGCCACGACCCCAGAGAUGCUCUGCAACCAACACAGAUCGAGCACAAACGAUCGUUCAUUGGGCACGCCGGAGGUAUCAACGCUGUCGAUAUAUCAGGCGAUCUACUUGUGUCUGCAUCGAGCGAUCGGACAGUUAGAAUCUGGAGUGUAUCUACAGACAUGAUCAUCAGCGGUGGUGGCGAUGGCACUUUACGACUCUACAAUCGACAUUUGCAGGGUGUGGAGAAACGUCUGCGCGGCCACCGUGCUAUGGUGAGGGCACUGGAAGCCCAUGCAUAUGAGGACCAUACCGAUGUCAUAGUCUCCGGAUCCUACGACGGAUCAGUCAUAGUUUGGACAAGAGAAGAGGCGGGCAAAUGGCUUCUUCACCAUUUGAAUGCUUCCGCGUUUCCGGGGCGUGCCGCUCGAGGUGUGGCCCACACAGCGCGCACGGCCUCGACAGGAAACGUUGAGGCGAUUCUGCGCUCUCGUCCGCGGUCGAUAAGGACGAGCACGCGCUUGCGGUCCGAAGACAGUCUCCAUGCAGAUCAGCCGGCUAUGGUGUUUCGAGUCGAUAUGAAUGAACGAUGGCUCGUGUGCGCCUGGGAAGGCUCAAGCAGUAUCUGUGGAUGGGACUAUACAGACCGUGAGCAGAUGAUGGCAGCAGUGACGGAAUGA
Molecule: messenger RNA, 1014 nt
Organism: Recurvomyces mirabilis
Lineage: Eukaryota; Fungi; Ascomycota; Dothideomycetes; Mycosphaerellales; Teratosphaeriaceae
Exons: 2
Coding region: 1-1014 (337 amino acids)
Molecular function (GO): protein binding
Source: RefSeq, a predicted model, not a curated record